UCUUUGUUUGAUUUCUUCUUGAUUUAAAGUUGAAAAGAAAUGGAAUGAUCAUGGCUUUGAACAACAAUGGAUUGAAAUUAUUUGCCUCCACUAUAUCACUUCUUCCCCUGUCUGCCAUGAAGAAACGGUAAAGUUGUUUCCGUAUGAUCUAUGUGUUACGAGUUCAAGCUGUGGAAACAACCACUAAUGUAUACAUUAGGAGUGGUGUUGGUUUCAUGUGUUUUUCUUUACUUAGCUUCAAUUUUCCUAUUCAAAGAUCCCAAUUGUUCAUCUUUUGAGCUCUUACAUUACUCAUCAAGAUUUACAACCCCACAAUUUGGUCAUGAUUCUAGUCCAACAAACCUUAAUCAUCUUCUUUUUGGACUUCUUGGCUCAGAAGAAGCAUGGCACUUUAGGAAAGAAUACAUUGAAUCAUGGUGGAGACCUAAUAAAACACGCGGUUAUCUCUUUCUUGAUGUGGCUCCAAGAGGCGAUGAUCUUUUGCCAUGGUCCUCAUCUUCCCCACCUUAUAGGGUAUCCGAUAACAUAACUCAAUUAAUUGAAGAAACUAAACAUGUAGCACCAACUAUGGCACGAAUGGUGCAUGGGAUAAUGGAGGUCUUUAGGGAAGACCAUGAAGGAGUGAGAUGGGUGGUUAUGGGAGAUGAUGAUUCAAUAUUUUUUGUUGAUAAUAUGGUUGAUGUUCUUGCGAGAUAUGAUCACACAAAGUAUUACUAUUUGGGGGGUCAAUCAGAGUUUAUAAUGUCAAAUCAUUGGUACUCAUUUAAUCAAGCAUUUGGUGGAGCUGGAUUUAUUUUGAGUUACCCUUUGGCAAAAGCUAUGUCUAAGUAUAUAGAAAGUUGCUUGAGGAGAUACCCUUUCUUAAGAUCCGCUGAUCAAAUAACUAUGGUUUGCAUAUCUGACGUUGGAGUCAUUCUUACUCCUCUUAAAGGUAGUCAUCAGAUAGAUUUGCGCGGUGAUAUAUCUGGUUUAUUAUCGUCUCAUCCAAAAGCUCCAUUGAUGUCACUUCACCAUCUAGAUGCUACAGAAUCUAUCUUCCCUUCAAUAGAGAGACGACAAUCUGUCCGCCACCUUAUGAAGGCAGCAAAUCUAGAUCAAUCGCGCAUGUUACAACAAGUUAUUUGCUACAACAGGCCUAGCAAUUGGUCAUUUUCUAUUUCAUGGGGUUACUCAGUUCAUAUUUAUGAGAACAUUUUGCCUAGAAGCCAUUUACAAUUACCAAUUGAAACCUUUCAACCUUGGGGAGUUACACCUAAAGACCCUCCAUAUUACAUGUUAAAUACAAGGUGGCGUACAAAUGAUUCUUGUGAAGCUCCUCAUGUUUUCUUCAUGAAAAAUGUAGAAAAAACGAAGAGAUAUGAAAUCCUUACUACAUAUUCGCGAUCAUCACCUCGAAAAUUGUUGUCUUGUUCAUAUAGUGGUAACCAUUCUGCUGAUUAUAUCUCCAAGAUUGAAGUCUACUCUCCAAGAAGGAAAAGAAUAGAGAUGGAUAGAUGUGAAUGUUGUGACGUGAUACACAAAAAGGGCACCAACAAGGCAAAGAUUAAACUCAGGGAAUGUCGUGUGGAUGAAAUAAUUGCUUAGUGGAAUAUUAUAA
Molecule: messenger RNA, 1597 nt
Organism: Solanum verrucosum
Lineage: Eukaryota; Viridiplantae; Streptophyta; Magnoliopsida; Solanales; Solanaceae
Exons: 5
Coding region: 151-1584 (477 amino acids)
Molecular function (GO): acetylglucosaminyltransferase activity
Source: RefSeq, a predicted model, not a curated record